UCUACCAAACCAAGGUACUAUUAGACCACAUCCUCGUCUCUCGCGCUGGAACCGAGCCGAAGAGCAUUUAGGUAAACCGGAUUUUCUCUACCGACCAAACCGUAAUGGCAGCACUGGCCGGACGCGAAAAUAUUACUUACAAGCCAGCAAAAGUGACUGACGGACGGACGGCUCGACUGGCUGGCUAGCUGACUGACUUGUCGUAUGAACUGUGCGGGUUCGGUUGGUUUCACACUCGGUGGUAGCUGUCAGAAAGACCAGUUUUGCUUUUGCGAAAAAAACAGCAGUUUUGUGUGGUUCGGUACUUUGGAUUGGUUGAUGGUCGUCGACGUCGGGUUGUUGCUAAAAUUCUGCUGCUAAAUCAGCAUUAUGCUCUAACCAUCAUCUCCCUAUAUAGGUGGUACUACAAAGGGGUAAACCAAGUGCGUAUGUUGGAUUAAAACCGUAUUGGUCCAAGGUUAGCGAAAUUAGGUGUCUGGGAAAAAAGUUUAUGGUGAUUUCUUUCUUUCGUUUUUUUUUCGUGUAUAAAUGAAGAGAGCAUUGGCUAUUUCCAGGUGAAAUAGUUCUGGGCUGAAAAAAUUCCGUGUGUGUCUGAUAGAAGAAAAUUAGUGUCUGAACAAGUGUGUCCAAUCCAAGCACGUUCCGGAGUAGGAAACAUCAGGAAAAAAGUUAUCUUCCGAAGAGGGGCGAAGAAAAAGAAGACCCCACUGGCAGGUUUUCAACUUUUCCAGGUUGAGAGCAAACACCAAUAAUUGCUCGGACUACGCAGUGGAUUUCGAAUUGUGCGAGAAAGCAUCCAGAAGAAGGAGUCCUGUUUGUCUGGUGUGGAGUGCUGUUUCAGAAUCGGUGUGUAGUCGUGUGUGGGGAUCUUCUGAUGGGAUCGAUGUGUGUUGAUUAGAUUCUUUUGUGGCACCUUUGGGAGUUUUUCUCUGCCCAUAAAAACGAAGAGAAAAGAAAUACACAACAACACCACGAGAUGGCGUGUCUGAAUACGCUCAAGCAGGAAAUCAAGACAUUGGAGCAGAUCUUCACCAAAACCCACGAGCGGUUCCGGAUCCUGAAUGCCUCGGUCGACGAGCUGAGCUGUCGAUUCAUUGGCCGAAAUGGCAAACAGUAUGACAUCCAUGCCAACAUUACGGAAACCUACCCCUCCACCCCACCAGUCUGGUUCGCGGAAAGCGAGGAAACUAGUAUAACCAACGCCGUACAAAUACUUACAAAUACCCGUGGCCACGAUAAUCACGUUAUAAAUCAGGUUGAUAUACUAUUACGAGAGUUAUGCCGGCUUCACACAGUCCCGCUGCCGCCGGAUCUGGACAAUCUGGCGAUACCGUUCCAGCAUCACCCACCCGGCACACCUUCCCCGCUGCAGCUAGCAUACCUGCAAGGAAGUGGAGGCGGCGGCGGAGGCCAUCAUCAUCUGCAGCACCUGCAACAGCACCAACAGCAGCAAGCCCAGCAACAGCAGCAGAUAGACGAAAUAGAUUCAGACUGUGAUGACAUCGAGGAUGUGGUGGGCGAAAGCGAUCAGGACAGCGAAGGCGAGGAGGAUCUUCCGCUGGAAAUGGACGACGGACGGAGUACAGCCAAGAAAGACGAAAUGGAAGUAGAACAUCUCGCAACUCUAGAAAGACUAAGGCAAAGUCAACGACAAGAUUAUCUGAAGGGAUCAGUCUCCGGUUCGGUACAGGCGACCGAUCGGCUGAUGAAGGAACUGCGGGACAUCUACCGGUCCGAUUCGUUCAAGAGCAACAUGUACUCGAUAGAGCUGGUCAACGAUUCGAUCUACGAGUGGAACAUCCGGCUGAUGUCGGUCGACCCGGACAGCCCGCUGCACAACGAUCUUGUCCUGCUAAAGGAGAAGGAGGGCAAGGACAGCAUCCUGCUUAACAUCAUCUUCAAGGAGACGUAUCCAUUCGAGCCACCGUUCGUUCGGGUCGUUCAUCCGAUGAUUUCCGGUGGUUACGUACUGGUGGGUGGUGCAAUCUGUAUGGAGUUGCUCACGAAACAAGGCUGGAGUUCAGCGUACACGGUCGAGGCAGUCAUAAUGCAGAUAGCGGCCACUCUAGUCAAGGGUAAAGCCCGAAUACAAUUUGGUGCGACAAAGGGCCAGUACAGCUUGGCGCGAGCACAGCAGAGUUUCAAAUCGUUGGUCCAAAUCCACGAGAAGAACGGCUGGUUCACUCCGCCAAAGGAAGACGGAUAAAAAGCAAAUCGAACGGGGUUAAGCAGCAGCAAUCGGAGCAGCAGUAAACCAGCAAACUAUCCUAACCUUUACAGUAGCAUACAGCAGUGUUAAGACAAGAUCCGACCAGAAGCACAGAGACAACAGCAGUAGCAGAUAAGGCCCAGCCAACACACAGAUUGAGAAAAACAACAAGCCAGCAACAAGAAUGAGAUGUAGGGAUGAAUUAGUAAUUCGGUUAAUUACUUACAUCGGAAAUUUGGAAUGUCAGUAGCAUGACCAGCCAGAGAAACACGUUCUUCCGUUUUUUUUUCUAUUUUAUAUUUUCAACCGAAAGAAAUAUUUAAUAGUUACAGAUCAUGUUUACAAUUCAGGUUUGAAGAGCAGUUUCCAGAAGCUACAAAAGUAUUGUCCCUUAUUUGAAACAGUAAAAUCAAAAACCAAUGUUGCAAAGAUCUCCGUUAGCCAGACUGGUUCGUCCUUUCAUUCUCCAGCAGAAAAAAAUCUCUGGGCGCUCUGGGCAUCCGCAGCAGUUAUUUAGUUUGCUCAAAUAAAUUGAGUAUUACAUGCCGCAAGAUAAAUAAAAACAAAAAAGUUAUAAAAACAAUUCUAGAAAAUAAGAAAUAGCAGAUAAAUAAUAGUGUGAACAAGAGAAACCAAGAGUGAUCGUCCAGCAAAUGUGCUUAGUAGCUUGAUUUUUAGGUUCGAUUCGCAUCGGUGUUUGCGUAGUUCUGUCUAUGCAUGAAUGGAUUAUUUUAUAAAUGAAAGCUUCUAUACAUGUGUAGAUUGUAUAACUGAAUGACUGGAAAUGAAUUUGGAUGGUGAAUCUAUGAGCGUGCGAAUGUGGGAAGAAACUAGUUUAAUAGUAGAUCAUUUUGACGAGAAAAAAAAACAGUUCGUUCUAAACAAACAUAUUUUGAGAAUGUUGGAAAAACGUCAGACAACAGCAAAUGUAAAAUAGUAUAAAGGAAGAAUUACUUCAAAUUACGUCUCUCGAGAUUCUUCUCCAUGCGUAUGGAUAACAGAUUCGUAAUUUUCGAGUGUUCAAAAGUAUAGAAAAAAAAAUCUAGCAAAAAUUGCAUACGAGUUGCAGUUUUUUGCCAACACCAACUAAUGAAGAGAUAAUGAAAACAGUACAGAGACGCCUAGAUAUGUGUUGAUUAAGACAUAAGUGACAGUUUCUCUUAAAGAGGUCAACUUUCAUUAUCAACUCUAAGCGAAUGAAUAAGGUAACCCGCAACUGUACCAUCGCGUGUUAGAAAAGCAGUGUUAGGAAGUUCAACGCCAUCUACCAACUACUACCACAAACUGCAAUAAUCGAUUCUUUGUAAUCGCUGAACAUACAAAAUCGCUCCUUUCAGGCGAGUUUUGUAUUCAUUGAACAGAUACGGCAAAUCUUAAGACGAAAAAUUACUGAAAACUGUAUAAAACUAAAAAUACUAUCGAAAAUAUCGGUUCGAAAAUAUAACUCAACCCGAACUCUAUGCUAUCAGAAUAUUCUCAAGUACGACAUACGAGAAUAGUUUUAUCGAAAUUUCAAAUUAAAUAAAAAAAAUGAGAACUCAAUAUUUUUUAAUUCCUAGUUUCCUAUCGCAAUGCACACAAUUUUCAAAAAUGUCCAGUUUUUAAACAUGGGAACUAUCUAUUUCUCGAACAAGAAGUGUGCGUUUCUGACAUACAAAUAGUUUUAUCUCUGGUCGUCAAGUUUUGUUUCAUUCGUUCAUUAGACUGUGACAUAUGUAAAGAAUAUAACUAAAAAAAAACAAAUGAACAAGUAAAACAAACCGAUAUAAAUAUUGAAUUGGAGUGCAGAAGUGCGUAGAGUGCGUAAUGAUUAACGAAGAAAAAAAAACGAACAGAAUCAGAAACAAACCAACAACAACAAAAAACAUCCAUGAAAAUAAUAAAUGAAAUGAUAAAAAAAAACAAAUGAAUAAAAUAGUUUAUAUUGAUACAAGUAAUAAAUAAAUUUCAGGAAAGAAAACUAAAUGCUCUAA
This is a messenger RNA of Uranotaenia lowii, 4182 nucleotides long. RefSeq names its product ubiquitin-conjugating enzyme E2 Q2-like. The record is from RefSeq and is a predicted model, not a curated record. The transcript has 7 exons. Gene Ontology annotation, biological process: protein polyubiquitination. Gene Ontology annotation, molecular function: ubiquitin conjugating enzyme activity. Lineage: Eukaryota; Metazoa; Arthropoda; Insecta; Diptera; Culicidae. Gene Ontology annotation, cellular component: nucleus. The coding region runs from base 977 to 2206 and encodes 409 amino acids.